AUGACACAAGAUACAGUAGAAAACAAAGUGAAACUUGAAGAUAAUUACGAAGAAAAAAUUAAAUUCAUAAAUAGCAUCUCUCAGCCAUUAGCUUCUCGUAAGCUUACAAAAAAAAUAUACAAACUUAUCAAGAAGGCUUCAAAAGAAAGAACGAAGAAUAUCAUCAACGGACUGAAAGAUGUCCAAACAAGAAUUCGUAAAGGCGAAAGAGGAAUUGUAAUCUUUGCAGGAGAUGUUUAUCCUGUUGACAUCAUGUGUCACUUACCAGCAGUAUGUGAGGAGAAAGACAUUGUAUAUUGUUUUACUCCUAGUCGACAAGAUCUUGGUGUUGCCAUGGGAGUUAAACGAGGUUCAAUCACUUUAAUGAUUCGUGAAAAUGCGGACUAUCAAGAACUCUACGAUGAACUGAAAGAAGAGUUAAAGGUUCUUCCUCAUCCAUUUUAAAAAGUUAUCAAAAAUAAAACAUUUGUAAUUAAGAUUUAAUACUAAACAAUUUUCACAAAAUACAUUUAUUCAAAAACAGUUAAAUAAAUUUCUUUUUCAUUCUUUGUCACAUUUACUUGAAGAAAGAAA
Molecule: messenger RNA, 573 nt
Organism: Clunio marinus
Lineage: Eukaryota; Metazoa; Arthropoda; Insecta; Diptera; Chironomidae
Source: the annotation of a GenBank genome assembly